UUUUAACCUUCCGUGAGUUUCCUUAAACGCAGCGUUUUAAAUAUUUUGACUAAACGUCGCGUUUAAUUUGGGAGUCUCUAUGUGAGUUAGAGAGUCUCUUUUGUUCUUCACCUGUCGUUCAUCGGCCUGAGCUUUGUAUCUGCAUCAACUUUACCGGCGACUUUGAUCGGAGAUUCUCAUUCGCAGAAGAAGCAGACCUUUCGAAAUACUGAUACUGGGGAAACAUGGGAAUAAAUAUUGUAGGUCAAAUUGAGAGAAUCAAUGGUAAAGAGUUGAGUUAUGGCGAUUUUGCAGAGAGAUACUUAGCCAAGAACCAGCCAGUGGUCAUCUCCGAUCUCACUGAAGAUUGGCGAGCUAUGGAAGAUUGGGUCAGUGAGAAUGGACGCCCUAAUCUCCACUUCUUUGCCACUCACUUCGGAAAAUCCAGAGUUCAGGUUGCAGAUUGUGAUACAAGAGAAUUCACAGAUCAGAAAAGAUUAGAAAUGUCUGUUACUGAAUUUGUGGAGCAAUGGACUAAUAAUGAUGCUAUUGAGGAAUCUGUUUUGUAUCUGAAAGAUUGGCACUUUGUCAAGGAGUAUCCAGACUAUACAGCUUAUCAAACGCCGCAACUGUUUUCUGAUGAUUGGCUUAACAUAUAUCUAGACAAUUACCAAAUGCAUGAAGAUAAAGAUAAUUUCCAGAAGUAUGAUCAAAUAAGCUGCUCUGAUUAUCGCUUUGUUUAUAUGGGUGGAAAAGGUCUGAGAUCUUGGACACCUCUACAUGCUGAUGUAUUUAGAUCUUAUAGUUGGUACAUGAAAAAUUGCAUUUAUGACAUCUUUGAAGAGGUGAAUGAAACUAAAUUCCCUGGUUUUAAGAAGACCACCUGGCUUGAGUGCAUUCAAGAACCCGGUGAAAUUAUAUUUGUUCCGAGUGGAUGGCAUCAUCAAGUAUAUAACUUGGAAGACACAAUAUCUAUUAACCACAAUUGGCUCAACGCAUACAACCUAUCUUGGGUGUGGGAUCUACUGUGGAAGGACUACAAGGACACUGAAGAGUCAAUAGAAGACAUAAGAGACAUCUGUGAUGAUUUUGAAGCUAUCUGCCAACGUAAUCUUGCUGCCAAUACAGGAAUGAAUUUGAAUGACUUCUUCAUCUUCAUGUCACGGUUCUCUUUGGGGAACAUGGUUGUACUGCAAUCUUACUCUGACAAACACAAAGCCCUGAAUUCGUGUUCAUCCGCAAUGGCACAAAAUCUGUUAUUGAAUCUCUCAACUAUAGGGAAAAUCAUGAUGACGAUGAUAUCUGCAGGCGGUGUAACUUCAGAGGAAGUGUAUAUGGACUUGCGAGAAACACUGGAGGCUCCACAGUUUCUCAGAUUGGUCAGAGACAUGGGAAGAACUUAUGCAAUGAUUCACAUGGAGGAAGAGGAUCAGGUUCUUUCUUCGAAAGAGUUAUUACAAAAGCUCAGUGGUUUUACAGAUCCAAAGAUGCAAAUAUGUUCUCCAAAGGAUCUUGUUGAAAUGAUAAAUCAUCACAAUACUUUUUUCUCCCAUCUCUUAGCAUAACAUAUGUGUUUUUGUUGUUGUUGUUGUUGUUGAUCUUCUUAGAUUUUCCUUUAUAUAUGAAUAGAGAAAAGAAAAGGAAAUAUCUUUAUCAUUUAUGUUUGUACACAUUCCAAUGGAAAUUAUCUCAAUACAUAGAAAUGAAAUGACGAAUAUUUGCUUGUUUCUGUUGAUUUCAUGAAGUCUUUGCUAUGAUGUCUAAUUUUUGGAUAUUCCUUGAUUUAUGGAAAAGAUAAAAUAACAAUAGAGUAAUAAAAUUUUGACUGAUUC
Molecule: messenger RNA, 1811 nt
Organism: Arabidopsis arenosa
Lineage: Eukaryota; Viridiplantae; Streptophyta; Magnoliopsida; Brassicales; Brassicaceae
Source: the annotation of a GenBank genome assembly